UUUCUUUCUUUCUUUCUUUCUUUCUUUUUUUAAACCAAGACGGAUUAUUUCGGAAUUGGGAUUUUCUUUAAAACUCCACUGAGGAGCAUCAGGAAGGUGUUUCCGACAAAGUGGAAGAAGAUAUCUCAACCUGGCCUGGCGAGGCGCAGGAUGGGCCGUCUCCUGGAAGUGAGCUGCAUGCUCCUGCUUGCCCUGACUACGUUUGUGUCUUCAGCCUCUCUCGUUCCCGAGGACUACGCAGCCGACGAGGCCGAACACAACACCAAUGAUGUACUGUUCGAUGACUACCGUGGCAAAGGUUGUGUGGAUGACAGCGGCUUUGUCUACAAGCUCGGCGAGCGCUUCUUUCCUGGCCACUCGAACUGCCCAUGUGUGUGCACCGAGGAUGGACCCGUGUGUGACCAGCCCGAGUGCCCCAAAAUCCACCCUAAAUGCACCAAGGUGGAGCACAAUGGCUGCUGCCCCGAAUGCAAGGAGCUCAAGAACUUUUGCGAAUACAGAGCCAAGACGUACAAAAUACUGGAGGAGUUCAAGCCGUCUCCGUGCGAGUGGUGUCGUUGUGAACCGAACAGCGAAGUGCACUGUGUGGUGGCUGACUGCGCCGUUCCCGAAUGUGUUAACCCGGUGUACGAACCAGAACAGUGCUGCCCUAUAUGUAAAAACGGUCCGAACUGCUACGCCGGAACGACGAUCAUCCCGGCCGGUAUUGAAGUGAAGGUGGACGACUGCACCAUCUGCCGCUGCCACAGUGGGGACUGGUGGAAACCGGCACAGUGUCUGAGGCGCGAGUGUCUCAACGGCCAGACUUCUUAAAAACUCUCCUGAGUACAAAGCCAGGGAUAGAAACAUGAUUGACAGCAGCACCCAGACACGGGCACCGCCCACCUGGAGGACACGGAGGGAGGAAGUGAGCGGCACGAGCACAAUCCGGCUGGCUGCAGUGAGGCUGCUGAGAGACACACACACUCACACACACACACACACACACACACACACACACACACACUGAUCACUGAUCCACUUCACACUCGGAGGUGUCGCCUUGCAGACACAUCGAAAGACGCUCUGAUUGUUCGUUUGUUUGUUUUUUUUCUAAUAGCUUCAUUACAGGUUUAUUUCCCACAUAUGCUGCUCUAUAUUUCAUGAUAUUUAUUUCCUCAGAUAGUUUAGUUACUGCAUCCGGACGUGUCGGGUUCGAAACUCAAAGCCAGAUGUACACUGUGCGAUUCUACUGUUAAAAAAACUUCUUGAGAAAAAAAUUGGUGGGAUUUCAGAAAUUCUUUUUGUCAGGAGACCAGAAUAGGAUGAUGUCAGGCUGACGGGCCGUGAACAGAGAGCUGCAGGAGCGAGAUGUUUGUGUAGACCAACCAGGAUGCGAGCUUCGCUCCGAUUCUCCUGAUAAACAGCUGGAAUGAUCGAUUCAGUUUCAUUUGGAUUGUUGCAGAAGUAAACACUCCGGUUUAUUAAAGCUCUAAAUGAACUCCACCUCACACGGUCACAUGACUCGACCUUGGUUCAGACUCAGGAGCCCGUAUUCAUAAAGAUUCUCAAUGUAAAGAAUUUCUCUUCGUGAAUUCUACGAAAAUUCGUAGAAAUUUGGCGUGAAAAUGAAACAGAAGAUCCGAGUCAAGAUUAAAGUUCUUCGUAAAGCAUCUUAACCCUUAAAAGAGCUCAGAAGUGUUAGUCAGAAAGCGUUAGGAGUCGUGAGGAGGACUUUUAAUAGGACGAAGAGUUUCUUUAUCAGAGGAGAAAAUGGCUGAAAGUCGAAGAGGGAGAAGAAAUGUGUCGUAUACGAUAUUUAAUAACGAUAGUGAGUUAAUAAGAUGCUACAGAUUAGAUCGUGUAGGGAUUGUUUUUUGGGACCAAUCAGAUCAGACAUAACGUCUCGGACGCAGAGCAGAAAUGACAUGAUAUAAAUAUAUACAUCAAUUAUACAUAAAGCCACCGUGUCAUUUAGUGAGACUCGAACAUCUCCGAAACAGAGCUGAAAUCCCAGAGCAGCAGAAACGAUAGAAUUUGUCUCUGUGACAUUUCUGCUGUCAGAGAUGUUUACAUUUACAUUUAUUACAUUUAUUACAUACAGAUGUUAGAUCACCUCUAAUAAGAUCGGUCACCAACGUAAUCCCUACACCAUAUAGUCUCAAAUAUCUGAGACAAAGUGAAGGUUUAUAAUACAGCAGAUUUUUAAAAGAGCUCCUAUUUCUAUUUUAUCGGACAACCCGAUCACAGUCUUCAACAGAACGUGUCACCUAGUAACAGGUUAAGCUCCGCCCCCUCACUAACAUAAAUGUUUUGUAUUUUCCUUGUUCAGAGUUUCUCUAAGGUCCUGAUUCACUCUUAAGAUAAGAUUCACAGUUAGACAUGUUUAAGAUAAAUUAGGAGCCCUAUGAGAUCAUCGUUAGAGUCUUUUAUAAAUACGGGCACUGAUUUUGUACCAAAAACCCCUUCAGAAACAUGUCGAUUUCAGGAUGAUGGAAGCGGGAGUCAUUCCCGGGUUUUCAGACUUAAUACAGCGUUCUAUCCAAAAUGACGUACCAGACUGUUAACGUUAAACAGGACUCAGUUCUUUACUUUAACCGUCAACGUAUGAUUUGUCUUUAUGGGUUUUUAUGCAAAUUAAAAUGUACAUUUUUUUUUAAAUAAAAAGUGUGUGAGAAAGUCUGUAAUCCCUUAACACGUCUAAAAGGCCGCCGAAAUCGCACAGUUUAAACCGGGCUUUAGCAUCGCUAUGGUAACUGUCCGACUCGGACGCACCACCGCUUCUUCGCCAAACGCGAUUUCCAGUGUCGCUCUGACGUUCUGCUGUUUGUUAUUCUGUCAGUUUCAUUAUUUCUUUCAUCACAAACCAGCCGAGGCUCGCGUAAAGAGCCGCUAGUGAGGUUUAGUGCUGAACAUCUUGGAGUAAUGUUGAAACACAGGUGAAGAAAUAAAUCAUUAUUGUGGUAGAGAUGCUGCUCUGUAAAAGAGUUCAGUGCUGCAUCUCUUUAAUUACGCACCUUAUGAUUGUAACUG
This is a messenger RNA of Tachysurus fulvidraco (yellow catfish), 3012 nucleotides long. It is a transcript of the gene vwc2l, whose product is annotated as von Willebrand factor C domain containing 2 like. Gene Ontology annotation, molecular function: protein binding. Gene Ontology annotation, cellular component: AMPA glutamate receptor complex. NCBI's taxonomy places the organism in Eukaryota, Metazoa, Chordata, Actinopteri, Siluriformes, Bagridae. The record is from RefSeq and is a predicted model, not a curated record. Gene Ontology annotation, biological process: negative regulation of BMP signaling pathway. Bases 151 to 813 code for a protein of 220 amino acids. The transcript has 4 exons.